Molecule: messenger RNA, 1783 nt
Organism: Cryptomeria japonica (Japanese cedar)
Lineage: Eukaryota; Viridiplantae; Streptophyta; Pinopsida; Cupressales; Cupressaceae
Product: cytokinin dehydrogenase 9
Exons: 5
Coding region: 69-1736 (555 amino acids)
Biological process (GO): cytokinin metabolic process
Molecular function (GO): cytokinin dehydrogenase activity; FAD binding
Source: RefSeq, a predicted model, not a curated record
UGUUACAGUGCUUAAGAUUCAAGUAUUUUAGCUUCCUUACAGAGUGAUUCGUUUCAAUUCACACCCACAUGUGGCAUUUUGAGAAUUGCAUUGGGUCAUUUAGUGGGUUAGAGAAGAUGAGGAAGACAGUCCAUUGGAUGAUGAAAAAUAGAGCAACAAUGGUCAUAUGGGUUGUUGUAAUAGGUAAGUUGAUUUCAGCUGUAAGUUUGAAUCAAGACCUCAACUUGUACUGGCCAAGCUUUCUUUUAUUCCCUGCAACUCUGAAAAAAUUGCACUUAGAUGUGCAUAUUGCCCCCCAUGACAUCCAAAAUGCUGCCAAGGAUUUUGGCGGCCGCCACCAUUUCCCCCCUGCUGCUGUUGUUUACCCAACAUCUAUCACAGAUAUUCAAAAUGUAGUGAGAUUGGUUUACAUGAUGGGGCCUUAUUCUAAGCUGACUGUGGCAGCCAAAGGCUUUGGUCAUUCAUUAGAGGGCCAAGCUCAGGCUGAAGAUGGGAUUGUGAUAAAUAUGCAGAGCUUCAAGGGCAUCCAAGUGCACAAAGAAUCAGGGAAAUAUACAACACCUUAUGUAGAUGUUAAUGGAGGAGAGUUAUGGAUAGAUGUUCUAAGGGAAACAUUAAAAGCAGGACUUGCCCCAAGGUCCUGGACUGAUUAUUUAUAUCUCACAGUUGGUGGGACGCUCUCUAAUGCUGGAAUAAGUGGACAAGCUUUCCGCCAUGGACCCCAGAUCAACAAUGUUUAUCAUCUGCAAAUAGUUACAGGGAAAGGAGAAAUUAUGAACUGCUCAAAUGAUCAAAACUCAGAGCUUUUUUAUGGGGCUCUUGGCGGACUGGGGCAGUUUGGUAUUAUCACUAAAGCUCGAAUUGCUCUUGAACAAGCUCCAGAAAUGGUGAAAUGGAUUAGAGUUCUGUACUCAGACUUCAGAGCCUUCACAAGAGAUCAAGAAUACCUAAUCUCGAAGCAGGACGGACCCACUUUUGACUACUUGGAAGGGUUUGUCGCUCUGGACAAGGAAGGCCUACUCAACAACUGGAGAGCAUCCCUCUUCACGCCGCAAAAUCCAAUAUCUUUAAGCACCAUAAAUACAAAAGGAAGAGUCUUCUACUACCUUGAGCUCACCAAGAAUUACAACGAGAAGGACAGGACUAACGUUGAAGAGGAAAUAAGGGCGCUUCUGGAACCUCUCAGUUUCAUCCCUUCUUCAGUGUUUACAACCGACCUUCCUUACAUGGACUUCCUCGAUCGAGUCCACGCAGGAGAAAUGAAACUUCGUUCCAAAGGUCUCUGGGAAGUUCCUCAUCCAUGGCUGAACUUAAUGAUACCCAAAAACAAAAUUGCAGCAUUUGACAAGGGAGUAUUCAAAGGCAUACUCCGAAACAAUAGCAAUGGACCCAUAAUUAUAUACCCAAUGAAUCGUAAGAGGUGGGAUGAUAGAAUGUCAGCAGUAACGCCGGAUGAAGAUAUAUUCUAUCUUGUAGCUCUCCUGCAAUCUGCUGUAUCGACCCACAACUUGGAAUACCUGUUAGAACAAAAUGAAAGAAUACUUAGUUUCUGUGAAAAAGCAGGAAUGGGUGCCAAACAAUAUCUUUCUGCCCACAACACUCAGGACAAGUGGAAAAAGCAUUUUGGUUUCAAGUGGAACAAAUUCGUUGAAAACAAGAGAAAAUAUGAUCCACAUACGAUUCUUUCCCCCGGCCAAAGAAUAUUUCGCAAGUCCAAAGCCUUUUCUGUAUUAUAAAAUACGUAUACUAUGACAGCCAUAACCAUAAUCUUUCUUGGAGCAAA